UGAGCAAACUCCCCACGCACUUACCAGUCUCAGUAAAGUCUCUGUGUAGAGAGAUAAAAAGGCGUUGUUCCUACGAAGAACCCUAGCAGCCUCUCUCUCUACAUCAUGGCUUCACGUCGCCUCCUCUCCUCCCUCCUCCGCUCCUCCUCCCUCCACCGCUGCCCUUCCAAACCCCACCUCGCCAAACCCCCCUCCCCUCGCCCCUCCCCCUCACCCACCGGCUUCCUCCUCAACCGCGUCCUCGACUACGCCACCUCAGCAGCAGCGCCAACCCCAUCCCCACCCUCCCCGCCCAAAGCCCCCGCCCCGAGCGGAAAGAUCACCGACGAGUUCACCGGCGCCGGGUCCAUCGGCAAGGUCUGCCAGGUCAUCGGCGCCGUCGUCGACGUCAGGUUCGACGAGGGGCUGCCGCCGAUCCUGACGGCGCUGGAAGUGCUGGAUAACUCGAUCCGGUUGGUUCUGGAGGUGGCGCAGCACUUGGGGGAGAGCAUGGUGAGGACCAUUGCCAUGGAUGGGACUGAAGGGCUCGUGAGAGGACAGCGGGUGCUUAACACCGGCUCGCCCAUCACUGUACCUGUUGGCAGGGCCACCCUUGGCCGAAUCAUUAACGUUAUUGGAGAGCCCAUCGAUGAGAGAGGCGAACUAAAAACCGAUCACUAUUUGCCUAUUCAUCGAGAAGCUCCAGCCUUUGUUGAGCAAGCAACUGAACAAGAAAUCCUUGUCACUGGAAUCAAGGUGGUUGAUCUCCUUGCACCAUACCAAAGAGGUGGAAAGAUUGGAUUGUUUGGUGGUGCUGGUGUCGGGAAAACAGUGCUUAUUAUGGAACUGAUUAACAAUGUUGCAAAAGCCCAUGGUGGUUUCUCUGUCUUUGCUGGUGUUGGUGAGCGUACUAGAGAGGGUAAUGAUUUGUACAGGGAAAUGAUGGAGAGUGGUGUCAUCAAGCUUGGUGAAAAGCAGGGUGAAAGCAAAUGUGCCCUUGUGUAUGGACAAAUGAAUGAGCCCCCGGGUGCUCGUGCUCGUGUUGGUCUUACAGGUUUGACUGUGGCAGAACACUUUCGUGAUGCUGAAGGGCAGGAUGUGCUGCUCUUCAUUGACAAUAUUUUCAGGUUUACUCAGGCUAACUCAGAGGUGUCUGCUUUGCUUGGCCGUAUCCCAUCUGCCGUCGGUUACCAACCCACUCUGGCUACGGAUCUUGGAGGUCUCCAAGAGCGUAUCACUACUACCAAGAAGGGUUCUAUUACGUCUGUCCAAGCUAUUUAUGUGCCUGCUGAUGACUUGACGGAUCCUGCUCCAGCAACCACUUUUGCUCACUUGGAUGCCACAACUGUGCUGUCGCGUCAGAUCUCUGAGCUUGGUAUCUAUCCUGCUGUCGAUCCUCUUGAUUCCACAUCUCGUAUGCUCUCCCCGCAUAUAUUGGGUGAGGACCACUACAACACUGCUCGUGGAGUUCAGAAAGUUCUUCAGAACUAUAAGAAUCUUCAAGAUAUUAUUGCUAUCUUGGGAAUGGAUGAGCUAAGUGAAGAUGACAAGUUGACUGUUUCUCGUGCUCGUAAAAUUCAACGGUUCUUGAGCCAGCCUUUCCAUGUUGCAGAAGUGUUCACGGGUGCCCCUGGCAAGUAUGUGGAGCUGAAAGAGAGCAUUGUUAGUUUCCAGGGAGUCUUGGAUGGAAAAUUCGAUGACCUUCCUGAACAGUCAUUUUACAUGGUUGGAGGUAUUGAAGAGGUCAUUGCCAAGGCAGAGAAGAUUGCCAAGGAAUCUGCUUCCUAGACAAGUCUCACUGUUAUCAUUUUCUUUUUUACCCUUCUUGAUAAUUGCAAAUUUUAAUAAUUUAGAUCUUGCUGGCGAUGCCAGCAUCGGAGUUUGUUGUUUUUGAAGACGAACCUUGUCAGAAUUUUCUUUCUGUUUGUAUCCCAACAGUAGAUUGUGGCGAAAAACAGAGCCGAGGGCCUCUGCUUCUCCCCUUUUGUGUUAUCUUUGCCAUAUAAUAAAGGGGAAUAUGCAAGGUGGACGUGUAUAUUUGAAGAAUUAUUUUCAGGAUUUUUGGAAGAUGACCUGAUUAUCAAA
Messenger RNA from Rhododendron vialii, 2064 nucleotides. RefSeq names its product ATP synthase subunit beta, mitochondrial. Gene Ontology annotation, molecular function: ATP hydrolysis activity; proton-transporting ATP synthase activity, rotational mechanism; ATP binding. The record is from RefSeq and is a predicted model, not a curated record. NCBI's taxonomy places the organism in Eukaryota, Viridiplantae, Streptophyta, Magnoliopsida, Ericales, Ericaceae. Gene Ontology annotation, biological process: proton motive force-driven mitochondrial ATP synthesis; proton transmembrane transport. Bases 106 to 1767 code for a protein of 553 amino acids. The transcript is spliced from 9 exons.